UUUCUUUCUUUCUUUCUUUCUUCUUCUUCUUCUUCUUCUUCUUCUUUUUCGUUUUAUUAUUAUUAUUAUUAUUAUUAUUUAUCCCUUCUCUUUUCUUUUUUUUUUGUUUCUUUUUUGCUAUCAUACCCAGUUUAUACCCUCCAGCAUUUACAAUGAAAGACGGAUUUCGUCGGUUUGAAAUAGAACCUUUGGAAGAUACUCUUGAGUUUAUGGGACCAGCACAAUCUUCAGAAACAGUGAAAUUAUUGGAAGGAAAUGUUAAACUUUCACUUACAAGACCAACCAAGAUUCGAAGUAUGUCAGUAAAAUUCAAAGGGUUUGCGCGUGUCAACAUUAAAGGCAAAUAUACCAAUAUUGUUGUCCUUACACCUAUGUUACCAAAACUCAAAUGUCCUAUUGGAGGCAAGACAUUAUUACCAGCUGGAGAUCAUGUUAUACCUUGGGAUAUUGAAAUACCAAAUAUUUAUCCACCUUCUCUUUUGAUUAAAAGAGCAACUAUUUUUUAUAGGGUAGAAGUGGUUAUUUCUUUUGCUUUGGCCAAAUCCAUCACUGCUGAACAUCCUAUUACUCUACGUAGACAUUUAUUACCUUGUAUGGAAUUGGCUCCUUUGGUUGAAACAAAGUUAUAUGAACGUACUGUACCUGCGAAAUUCCAUUAUGAAAUUGAAGCUCCUCAAAUCAUUUGCUUGGAUCAGCUUUUACUUCCUUUUGCUGUGAAAUAUUUGUGUAUCGCCAAUCAAAAAGCAGUUCAAAGUAUUCGGACACAGUUGACUCAAAUUGAACUAUAUAGAAUUCAGUCAGUCUCCAAAACAGAUGCAAAUCUUACUCAAGUACCUAUGGAUAUUUACAAUUUAGAAAAGAAAAUGCUAGAAUGUAAGGAACGUCGGGAUUACGCCAAAUUUGUCAAACGUACUAUUCCAGCUUUGAUACAUUCUGUUGACCAAACUCGAUCUUCAGCUUGGAAACAACCUAUUGUAUUACGACACAAACUACAUCAAUUUUUACACUCAACAUACGAUUCUCCUUUAGUAUCCAUACAUCAUCAACUUGAAAUUACUUUCCAAUUCGAUCAUCGCUUUGAAGAUAUCAAGGCAAAAAUACCCAUCAUUAUUGCAUCCAUUCCAUCAUCAGCAAAACCAUCAGCAUCAACUCAAUCUGCAAAGGCCUCAUCAUCUCAACAACUUACACAACAUCCAUUUUUGUCCUCUGUCUCUAGUUCCGAUUCAAAAUAUCCUUUUGAAACCAUCACUCGAUUUGAAAGUUUAUCUGUAGUUCCCGAACAAAAUGAUCGGUCAGUUCCGCGUGCAUCCGAAGAUUCAAAUUCUCAUCGUGGUAUUCAAAGUGUGGUAGUGGAUCCUGCUAUUUCUGGUCCUCUUAAUAGUUCUUUGUCACCUCAACAUAUCCGUCAUCAGCCGCAAAAACAACAACAACAAUCACAGCAACAAGGACAUCUUCAACGGCUUGCUUUACAACAAAAAUCAUCAAAUACUUCAACAAAUGAUCAACCUAUUUGGGAAUCAGCUUUGCCUUUACCUCCUCCUGGAUCAACAAUGAAAAAUACAACUAAAGCAAAUGCUAGUAUUUUAGAUAUUGGAAGAGCAUCGGAAGAUGUCAACGCUUAUCGAUAUCAUCAACAAUCAAUGGCAUACAAUAAGAACAACAACUAUAACAAUACUGAUCUGUCUUCAGUAUAUCCCAACCAACAAAAGAAAACGGUGAAACGACACAAUUCAGCUCAAGAUUUGAAUGAUUACACUUUAUCAUUACCUAUGUUACCUGAAGAACGACCUAGGACAACAACCCCUAUGCAACGGCGACGGAAUGAUCUAAAUGGUAUAAACAAUCAUCGGCGAAGAAGACCCUUACCUCCUAUCGAUGUGGAAUUGGCUAAUGGAAUCAAACCAAAAUCAUUACCCCGUUUGGCUGAUCCUUCAACUCAAAAAACCAAUUCAAGCUCGGAAGUAUUACCUGAAGCAGAUCGUAGUAUUUUGCAUUCAUUAUCCAAUCAAGAUAUUGUAUUAGCUAGCAACAAAGACAAUGAUUCUAGUGAAGACAAUGAAUUUGACUUCCAAUCUGUCUAUUCUGAUUUAUCAUUAGCAAGUCCCGAAGCACCUAGUCUCAGCUCAUCCGCUACUGAAGCAUCCAAUGGAAGUCAUCAUACCUUACUAACACGUCCUCCUUCACCAGCAUAUCGACCAGCACCAGGAUUACCAGCAAACACAGCUCUACGUUCACAUGAAGAACAAUCAUCUGCACUUGUGGAAGAAUCAUUCUCAUAUAAUACAAUCACAUCACCGGCCAUUGCAACGGUUGCCUCUUCCGUUCUUUUAUCACCAUGUAGUAGCAAUGCUUCCAUCACCACGACAUCAAGUACAGCACGACGUAGAAUUGCCCUUUCUUCGGUUUCAUCGAUUAUGAAUGGUAGUGAUGCCUUGUCCUUUCGAUCUUUUGGAGGUCCAUUUAAUCAACAAAAUCGUAGUUCUAAUGGCAGCAGUAUCGUACCACCGAUCCCAUCAUCUGCAUCAACAACAAGUAAUACCAAACACAGCUUUCCUUCAGCAUUACGAGAUUCAUCUGUUUUAGAACCUGAAGAUCAUGAUGUUUUAUCAGUAAAAGUCGACAACAGCAACGAUGACCAACAACCAACAGUAGACGCAAAGCAUCACUAUUUACAUGCCAAACUUCCACCUAUACCUACUACCGCAACAGCAACAGCUUCUAGAUCCACAUCACCACAGCCACCACCAGGAACGGUUAUACCAAGAACUAAAAAAGCAACGACAAAUGAUGAUUCUUCUGUCACUACGGAGUAUAAAGCACUAAACGAAACAAAACGCAUGACUCGACUUUAUGUGGAUGAUAGUGAUGAUGAAACGUUGGACCCUUUACCACCUAUACCAGAAAAACAAGCUUGGAAAAGAGAAUCAAAAACUGUAGUCAAUGACAAUCUGAUACCAUCAUCAACAUCCUCAUCUCCUUCAACAUCAAAAAGCAGCAGUAGUUUACAUCAGUGGGCCACCUCUUUAUUGAAUAAUGCUACAGCACCUCCUCCUCAAUUACCACGAUUAUCCUUUGGUAUGGCUUUAGGUGACGCUUUGGGUUUAGAUCAGUUUAAACGAAAAUAAAAAAAAACAACUGCAUACAUCUAUUUAGAUUUUAUUCUUGUUACCAUGUGUUUUUUGUUUAUUAGUGUUUGUUUUAUUAGUCUGUCUUGAUUAGUCCUUUUUGUAUUUUAUCUGUAAAUGGAUGUGUUGAAGGUGUUAGAACCAAUCAAUAAAAUAAAACACGUGUAUGACCCUACAUGAUGGAUAAGAAUAGAUUAAACGUGGAGUCUGUAGUGGCGGCAAUGAAUGAAUG
This is a messenger RNA of Halteromyces radiatus, 3357 nucleotides long. RefSeq lists its product as uncharacterized. The record is from RefSeq and is a predicted model, not a curated record. The transcript is spliced from 3 exons. NCBI's taxonomy places the organism in Eukaryota, Fungi, Mucoromycota, Mucoromycetes, Mucorales, Cunninghamellaceae. The coding region runs from base 153 to 3125 and encodes 990 amino acids.